Molecule: messenger RNA, 451 nt
Organism: Lodderomyces theae
Lineage: Eukaryota; Fungi; Ascomycota; Pichiomycetes; Serinales; Debaryomycetaceae
Exons: 1
Source: RefSeq, a predicted model, not a curated record
AUGGAGAUACCUUCCAACAUUACCCUGUCUACUGUGGACCCAGUUCUGAUUCUACACAAGGUUGAAAAUUUGAGCCAGGGUAGACGACAAGCCAUAAUUUUUGGCAUCGUGGGAGUUGUGGCAUUCACCUCGUAUGGAGCUGUUAACUUACAUUGGUCAAGACGGAGUAGAAGAAUACAGAGGGACUUAGAGCUUCAAGAAUACAAUGAUUACAGAAAAUUGUGUCACAACGCAGAGCUUCAAGUUAUAGGAGCCAAAAGGGAAAUAUUAACACGUGAAUUAUCACGCCUCCCCGGACCUGUGAGAGUACACGAAACUGCUGGCGCAUUAGCUAAUAUUGGAGAGAUGUUGGAGAUGGUAUCAACUAACAUGACCUACAUAAAACGGCCACUGCAGCAACAAAAUGGCAAUUCCUUCGAGCCGACGCUCCCCUUUGAAAGUCGGAAUCCGC